Messenger RNA from Chiloscyllium plagiosum (whitespotted bambooshark), 5536 nucleotides. Lineage: Eukaryota; Metazoa; Chordata; Chondrichthyes; Orectolobiformes; Hemiscylliidae. The record is from RefSeq and is a predicted model, not a curated record.
GCACCUCGUUGUCAGGGGGAGGGUGGAGUUAGGGUCUCGGUUGACAGUUUGCCGGAAACAAACUCAAUAAAACCAACACCAAAACAAAACACUGCUAAUGCUGGCUAUUUCAAAUCAAACUGAACAGCAUGAUUACUGUAUGGACCUGAGGCGUUAACCCUGUGUUGGUGUCCAUUGAUGUGGCUUGCCCUGCUGAGUAUUUCUCCUUGUGUUUUUAUGUCUUUAUUUCAGUCAGAAACCAUCAAAAGGAGGAAUCCAGAAAUCAACUCAAAUUUGGCGGCGGGAAUAAACAGAAGGCUGAAGCUCUACAUGAUUUAAAACUGACCAUUUCCCCAGUCACAAACACUAUUUCACUGAUUUGUUGGUAUUGCUUGUUCCCUCGUCUGUUUUCAUGAAAGUUUCAAAUCAACUCCAAAACAUAUCUAACCGCAAAAAUCCAAACUUUCCUCCGUUGGAAACAUCAAAAUUCACUGUCUAGUAAUGAUUCCAAUCCAAAUGGAUUGAGGCACAUGGACAAGUUUAUACUUAAGUCAUAAUCUGUGCACCAAAAAGUGAUGCUGAAUUUGGAAAGUGCCUGAUUUAUCCAUUCUCUGUUGCAAGAUAGGUUUCCUCUGAGUAUUGUUCCAGGCUGGCCGUGGUGUGUUCCCAACAGGCGCAAGAAAAAGUCAGUUUUCAGUCUGACUUUUGUGAACACUAAUCCUUGGUGUUGGUAAUUGUUAACAUCUUCAAACUUGGAUCAAUGAACUGGACCAUAUGCAAUUGAAUAUUGGAUUUGACAGCUUGGAUGUACCAUCAUUUGGUUGUUACCUGAUGCUGUGACCUCUCUCCCAGUAUGGCUGACUUCCUAGCUGAAUUGUGUGACACUGAUCGUUCUAACCCAUUUCCGGUGUGGGACAAUGGUAGUGUUGGGUAUUGCUUCACUCAACUCGUCCUUAAUGUACUGCCGCACACAGCUCUGGCUCUUGCCAGCGCCUGCUAUCUUAAUACCCCUCGAUCCCGCUGGCAGAGUUUCACCUGGAGCUGGGAAUGUAGGAUUAUCAUCUCCUUCGUUCAGGUGGCUCUUUUCCUCUUUGAUGUGGUGACAGUCAUCUUUUUUCCGAACUUAAAAACUCUGUGGCUCGAGGUACUGGUGGACUCUGUUGCUGUGAUAGCCUGGCUUAUCCAUGGACUGGCAGUGGGUGCGCUCAGUAAGUCUCAGUAUGGCCGCUCGCUGGGUCCAGCAAUAUUGCCUUUCUUUGCGGUCCUGCCUGCCCCUGCAUUAAUUAUCAUUCUGAUCGCUGAUUGUCAGACUGGACAGGUCACAUGCUCCGAUUACCUUUCCAGCUGGUUGAGAUUCAUUUUGAUCUGUGCAGAAUUAACUUUGCUCCUUGUUUAUCUGGUUGUGCUGGUCGCUUCCCAGCCUGGAAGAGAUGAAAUGAACCCAGAACAGGAGCCAUUGUUGCAAGAUCAGUCUGCAGGGUCUGAAGGAGAGAUUAUGGCUGAAGAUGGAGCCAACUGGAUCUCUCACCUUUUCUACUUCUGGAUGAACCCUAUCAUGAAGCGUGGCUACAAGUUGCAGAUUAACCAGCCCAAUGAUGUUUACCAGCUACCACUGAAACUUAGGACCCAUGACAUUGAAGAGCAUUUUCAGAAAUGCUGGCAGAAGUGUGUGUUGGAGGAGGCAUCCAAACAAGAAAAGAAACAACGCAAGUCAAAAUCUGAUGGUCAUCAGAGUAUUGAUGGCCGUCAGCACAUCCGCAGAAGUUCUUGGCGUGACCAGCAGACGUCUGAGGCAGCUCAGAAAGAUGCCACAACUCCGAAUGUCACCAAGGAAGUGCAUCUGCUCUCUGUUUUGAAUAAGGCCUUUGGCUGCCGUUUUUACUCCCUUGGGCUGUUAAAGUUCAUAGGCAGCAUGUUAGGCUUUGCAGGACCACUUCUUUUAAACUUGCUGGUGACUUUUAUGGAGUCGGACACACAACAAAUGACCAAGGGCGUCUGGUAUGCACUGGGAUUGUUUCUCAGCACUUUUAUUGGUGCUGUUCUCCUCAACCAGUUCAAUUACCGAGUCAUGACCAUCAGCCUGAUGGUCCGUUCAGCUCUAAUAUCUGCAAUCUACCGCAAAUCUCUGCGGGUCAACACGACCACUCUGUCCACAUUCUCCGUGGGGGAGAUUGUCAACUUCAUGAGCACUGACACAGACCGGAUUGUGAAUUUCUUUCCUAUCUUCCAUGACUUGUGGAGCUUACCCUUUCAGUUUGGUAUCACUCUCUACCUUCUGUACCAGCAGGUUGGUGUAACCUUCCUAGGAGGCCUUGUGAUAGGCUUACUGCUGGUGCCAUUAAACAAGAUCAUUGCCAGCAAAAUUAUGGAGAAUAGCAAGAAACAUCUGGGACAGAAAGACUCCAGGGUCAGGCUGAUGACUGAGAUUCUGUUUGGAAUGCGUGUAAUAAAGUUCUACACCUGGGAGAAACAUUUCACUGAAAAGGUGGCUGAGGUUAGAGAGAAGGAGCUCAGCCGUCUAAAAGUCAUCAAGUACCUGGAUGCAGUUUGUGUUUACAUGUGGGCUGCACUUCCUGUUGUGAUCUCCAUCCUUACCUUUGUCACCUAUGCUUUGUUGGGACACCAGCUCACUGCUGCCACGGUGUUCACAGUCCUGGCUUUGGUGGGAAUGUUGAUCCAGCCCUUAAAUAACUUCCCUUGGGUGUUGAAUGGGAUACUACAAGCAAAGGUUUCUUUGGACCGCAUCCAACGCUUUCUCCAGCUUUCUGACCAGGAUCUCAGCACCUACUAUAUGACACGUGAACCAGAGGAUCCGGACUCCGCAGUGGAGCUACAUGAUGCUUCCUUCUCCUGGAUUCCUCAAGAAGCAUCAGGGGACUCAGGAACCAGACUUGAAGGCAGUUUGGAGCUCCUUAACCUGAAUCUAAUGGUGAAACAGGAGCAGCUGAUAGGAGUUGUUGGAAAGGUCGGUUGUGGCAAGAGCUCCCUGAUAGCAGCGAUAUUGGGAGAACUCAACAGGCUUGAUGGAGAAGUGUAUAUCUCAACGCAAAAUAAAGGCUUUGGCCUGGCAGCUCAAGAACCCUGGAUUCAGUUUACCACUAUCCGGGAAAAUAUCCUUUUUGGAAAUAAGUACGAUGCCAAGCAGUACCAAGAUGUGAUUGAAGCUUGUGCACUGUCAGAGGAUCUUAAUAUUCUGCCGAAUGGUGAUCAGACGGAAGUUGGUGAGAGCGGAGUGACCCUCAGUGGUGGACAGAAAGCUCGUAUCGCCCUAGCCAGAGCUGUUUACAUGGAGAAAGAACUAUACCUCCUUGAUGACCCAUUAGCUGCCGUAGAUAAGGAUGUAGCCAAACACCUGUUGGAAAAAUGUAUUUUGGGAGUUUUGAAAGAUAAAACUGUCAUCCUUUGUACACAUCGGACAGAGUUUUUGGAUAUGGCUGAUGUAGUAGUGUUAAUGGAAGAUGGAAGGAUUGUAAAGACAGGUACGCCCAAUGAAAUUCUGCCCAAAGUGGAAGCUUACCCAACUACGAAACAGAAGCAGACCAAAAAGAAAGCUGCAGUGGAAGACCAACAUCAUAUGCCAAUAAUUAAUGACAAGGAGGCUAUGGCAGGUGAGGAGCUCGAAAUUAUCAUUCUCACUAAAGAGGUAGCGUUUGCCAAGCUAAUGGGGCUAAAGGAUAGACAUGUCUUCUGGCCCAGAUGGAAUGCAUCCCAGGGUACUAAAAAACAAAUAGCAAAUGCAUUCAUGGCAACGACCGUGUUCUUUGAUGUGACACCUGUUGGACGCAUUGUGAACCGUUUCUCAUCUGAUCUUUACUGUGUGGAUGACACACUACCCUUCAUCCUUAACAUAUUCCUGGCAACGACCUACGGUCUCUUUGGGACACUGCUGAUGAUUAGUUACAGUCUUCCCUGGAUCUUGCUUGUUCUGGUGCCUUUGGUUAUCCUGUAUUUCUACAUGCAGCGCUACUAUCGCUUCACCUCAAGAGAGCUCAAGCGGCUCACAGCUAUCACACUGUCACCCAUCUAUACACAGUUCUCAGAGACUCUGACCGGUCUCACUACCAUCAGGGCAUCGCGAGCAGUUGCAAGGUUCGAGGAGGAGAAUACUCAUCGUCUGGAGCUCAACCAGCGCUGCCUUUACAUUGGCAACACUGCAGUGCAGUGGCUUGACAUCAGACUGCAGAUGAUUGGUGUUGCCGUGGUAACUUCCAUUGCUAUUAUUGCUAUUAUUGAGCAUGGCCUGAAAAGGGGUAAUCCUGGCCUCGUGGGUCUUGCGAUGUCCUAUGCACUGUCAAUCACAAAUCUGCUGUCUGGGGUAAUAUCGAGCUUCACACAGACUGAAACACAGAUGGUCAGUGUGGAACGGCUGGAUGAAUAUUUCACUGAGAUUCCCAUCGAACCUCAGGAGGGGCAUAUCGAGGUUCCUUCCUCGUGGCCACAGCAUGGUGUGAUACUGUUCAAGGAUGUGGUCCUUAAAUAUCGGGAGGGACUUCCUCAUGCUCUCGAUGGAAUUAGUCUGAAGAUUGGUGCAGGAGAGAAAGUGGGAAUUGUUGGACGGACAGGCUCAGGAAAGUCUACGUUGUUUCUGGCACUCUUCCGGUUGGUGGAGUUGAGCGAGGGUCAGAUUUUCAUUGACAACAUCGAUAUAAAAACAGCCAGCUUGAGGGACAUUCGGUAAGAGAUUGACAAUGAGGGAGGAUUGUUCCUGUGCACUGUUGGUGGAAGCAGAUGUUAAAACUUGAGAAUGAGUUAGUGACGGACAGGGUACUUGAUCCUUUUACAAGGUUAUUUACAGAUAUAUAUAUAUCUGAUCCUUUCUGCCUGCUAAUACAUCUCAGUACAGGUGAGUCCUGUGAUCAUUGACUUGUACUGGAUAUCAGCAGCCAGUCUAUCAGAGGGUUUACCAGCACCUAUUGUCCAUCCCUAACUGCCCCAGAGAAACAUUGCUGUGAUGCUUUCUUGAAUUGCAUAUGCAGUGAGGAAGGAAUUCCAGGAGUUUGUCCCAUAGUUCUACCAUUCCAUCCCAGGAUGGGGAGUUACUUGGAGGGCAGUGGCUGUUAGUGUUCCCAAGCAUCUGCUGCUCUCCAAUAACAUCUAUCAUUUUCAGGUAGUAUGGGUUCCAGGUUUGGAAGGUGUUGUCAAAGGAGCCUUGAGUCAGAAGAAGGAGUCCAAAGUGGGGAUGUUAUCUAAUGAUUGCACUGAAUUCAGGCAAUAACCAUGUCCUGCAAAAGAGUCUAACCACCACUGCUUGCCAACCAGUGGUAUUGUGAUCACUGUUAGCAUUCUUGGAGUUAUCACUGACCAGACACUCAGCUGGACUUGCCACAUAAACACAAUGGCUACAAAGGAGGUCAGAGGAUAGGAACCCACCUCCUGACUCCCCAAAGCCUGUCCAUCAUCUACAAGUUACAAUCAGGAGUGUGAUGGAAUACUCCCCACUUACCUAGAUGAGUGCCACCCCAACAAUACUCCCGAAGUUCAACACUAUCCAAGAUAAAGCAGCCCCAGAAACAUCCAUUCCCUCUAUCACUGAUGCUCAGUAGCAACAGUGUGUACU